UUGUUAGAAAAAAAAACUCAUUUUAUACCAACCAUCGAGAAAACAAGAGAUAUAACAGAGCCGAAAGAGGCGACGAGGGCUGAACAAGGAUUUUAACUGAUGGCUGAGAGCUCGAAUUCCCCAGCAGAUUCAUCGCCUUCGUUUUUCCGGGGCCAUUUCGAAGGUUGGAAAGGCUAUUGGGGUGAGAAAUUUGCCUUUCUCGAUAACUACAGCAAGUUUGUGAAACGCGAAAAGCCGAUACCUUCAUGGUCGGAUUCCGAUGUUGAGGAAUUCAUCGCUUCCGAACCAGUUCAUGGCCCAACUCUGAAGACUGCAAGGGAAGCUGUAAAAUUUGCUGCGGCAGGAAGUAUUAUUGGAGCAAUUUCGACUGCUGGAAUUUCUUGGAAGUAUUCUAGGAGCCCUCAUGGUGCUGCCUUGUCCUUCGGAGCAGGAGCUGUCUUUGGUUGGACCUUUGGUCAGGAAAUUGCAAACCACUGGCUACAACUGUACAGGUUGGAUACCAUGUCCGCUCAGGUCAAAUUCUUGGACUGGUGGGUGAACAAAACUGAGAGUCAGUGAUAGAUUCAUAUGAUGAUCCUCCAUCCUCUCCCAAUAAGAAAAUCAUGUGGUGGUGACCAAGAAACUUAGAGACAAAGUUUCCUAAUUUGUGAUUUUUUUUUCUUCUUUUUCUGAUAAAUUUGUGAAUUUUUUUACUCCUAAGAAGUGUUUGUUUCUAUGCUCUCAUUUGAUGGAGCAGUGAAAACUUGUUCCAGCUUGAUAAUAGUACCUUUCUGAAAUAAGUCUUUCUUGUCUUUCUAUUGUCCUAUUGUUGGCAGAUAUAUCAACUCUUGAAACCUUUGUUUA
This is a messenger RNA of Macadamia integrifolia, 843 nucleotides long. RefSeq names its product succinate dehydrogenase subunit 6, mitochondrial. The coding region runs from base 100 to 558 and encodes 152 amino acids. The transcript has 3 exons. NCBI's taxonomy places the organism in Eukaryota, Viridiplantae, Streptophyta, Magnoliopsida, Proteales, Proteaceae. The record is from RefSeq and is a predicted model, not a curated record.